UCAUUACUGCCAUCGUUGACGCAGUGACACGCACUCACAGCACGCAGAGAAUAACAGAGAACGCGAAAAAACACAGCUGUGUGAUAUGCCAGCUGUAUGCACAUUGCACGUCAAAGAUACAAUACAUAUUGCAUUAUGUUGGAAAAAUCAGUAUCGUCCAGUACGGACAAUCAGUUAUCCAAAGAAGAUUAUUUAAUAAUGAGAGCUAAGCAGGCACUACCGAGCGAUAUUUAUGCCGCUAAAUCUUGGCUAAUUACCGCAAAAUCAUUAUUUCCGCAUAGCGCGAAAGUUCAGUUUGAGGCAUAUCGUAUCGAGAAAUUGUCAAAAAAUGUGAAAGAGGCAGCGAAAUGCUUCAGCGAGAUAUUCCAAAAUUUUCCGGACGAUCGCGAUAUAUGGAAAGAGAUAGAAACGAUAACGACGUGUCUUCGCUUAGAACAGUGCGACAGCGAGGCUGAAUUUUUGUGCCAGAUGUUUCAACAUAUCCCGCAGGAUCUACAACAUAGGCUGCUCGUAAUGACAGCGGAUCAUAGCGAAGACACGAUGGAACAUUGCAAAUUAUUGCUAUUACUACUGCGCAAGUUUCCUCAAACCAUAGCGACUCAUGGACCACGUUUGGUGGAAACUCUGUUAACUGCGGAGAAACACAGUCAUCCAGGCCGAGCUGUGAAUGGUUUCAGAAGAUUAUUGGCAUGCGACGCAUUGCCACUGCUUGGUGGUGCUGUAGUAGAAUUGAAUGCUCGUCUCAGUUUACGAUUGUUAUGUAAGGCUGUAGAAUUUUAUUUAGCGUACAUACAGCAACCACAAGACACGCAAAUUCAAAAUCCAUGGGACAGACUUUUCCAAAUCGUGGAGCUAAUAGGCAAGAAAUUAGGAUGGGAAUUGAGCAGUUUAUUUGCUAUGCCUUGGAAUCGCGAAACAUACAGCGAUAGACUGCAACAGUAUGCGAUUGCACAUAGCACUGGUCUGUGCGACGAGCCUAUUGUCAGGCAAUUAUUGAUGUGUACAAUUGUAGUAUUAUUAAGAAUACUGAACGAGCAUAACGGUCUUAUUUCUAAUGAAGAGACAACGUAUUGUCUUGUAGAAGCGUUUGGGGAAGGAGUAUAUUCCUCGGCAGAAUCCAAAUUGAAAAAGCGAAAGCGAGAUGAUAAUGCUGGCGUAAUAAUAACCAGUGACAGCGAUUACAAUGGCAGUGGCCUAGCAGUGGCAGUAAAAUUAUGGGACUUGUUACACAGUAGUGACUAUCUUCAAAGAGAGAUAACCAAAUUGAAUCAACAAUUACGGCUAGAUAAUUGGCUGAAUCUUUUCUUAACGGAUUUAGCAGUGUAUAAAGGUUUACAUCAUGAAGUAUUGGCCAGAUUAACAGAAGGGGGUAAUUUAGCCUCUAAUCUUCGUUCAGCCAGUACAUGUUUCUUCUUGAAAGAUUAUAAGAGUAUGUUGGAUUAUAUUAUUCUGGUUGUAAACUCGUUACCCACUGCAUCAGGCAAAGUAUCUCACAAUCUGACAGUUCCAAGCAUGAGACAUUUACAUUAUUUGACUCUCGCCCGUUUCCCUAUUCUACAAUAUUGUUGCAGAUUGCUUCUUUUAGCUAUAAAGGAAAAUUUUUCUUUGCCCGGAAAUAUUGGAGACUUGGCUAUUGGACAUGCAUUGGUCCUUAUGCAGAUAGAUUGGCCACAAGAAGCUAGUACUUUAACUACAGUGACAGAACGAAUUCUCAAUCGUGGAAAUUUUUCUUAUCCAUUGUUCCAAGGGUAUAUAAUAUGUGUAGAUAUUUUGGAAGAAUUAACGUAUUUAUGGACUGAACAUGGCGGAGGGGUAUCGCUGGACAUAACAUCAGGAACAGGGAUUAUUCAAAAUCGCCGCAUUACAACCCGCGGUGCAGAUAAAGGAGUACGCGAGGAAUUAAAACAAGCCAUGCGUCGACAAGCCGCACGGGAUGGUAUCGACCCUUUAGAUGAAUUGUUACAAAAAUUUAUCAUUAACGAGCAAGGCGCCAUUCUACAUAGCUUAAUCAUCCAAUAAAUUUUGAGUCUUACUAUACACAACAAUAUUUUUACAUCAAACUUUUUGAAACAGUUUCCAACGCCCGUAACAUAGUUUGUUCCUGAGAUUUGAUUUAACUCAAUAUAAUCACGUGAUACUUUAUAAAUUAUUUAUACAGAUUUUAUAAAGUAUAAUAUACAAGUUUGUACAAUU
Molecule: messenger RNA, 2193 nt
Organism: Temnothorax curvispinosus
Lineage: Eukaryota; Metazoa; Arthropoda; Insecta; Hymenoptera; Formicidae
Gene: IntS10
Product: integrator complex subunit 10
Exons: 8
Coding region: 97-2019 (640 amino acids)
Biological process (GO): snRNA processing
Cellular component (GO): integrator complex
Source: RefSeq, a predicted model, not a curated record